AUUGAAAUCUCAAUUGGGCUCAGUAAGAGGAAGGCCUCACGCCUAGACCUUGUCGAGCGCAAGCUUCUUCUCGACCUCGCGUCCGCUUGCUGCGUCCACCGCGCCGCCGCCGAGAUGAUGCAAUCGCACCUGCCGUCCCCGGCGAGGCUGGGUCUCACCGCCUCGUCGCCGUCGCUCCCGCCAAACCCGACUCCCCUGAACCCCACCUCCUCGCCGCCACACGGCAACCUGGCCGCUAACGCAGCCGCAACCGCUGCCCCAACCCUAACCACCUCACCGUCGCUCCUGCCGCUCCUGCCGCCGCUCCCGCGCGCGCAGUCGCUGCUCCACCUCAUAUCGUCGCUCGCCUCCAACCUCUUCGAGCUCUCGCCCAACCGCGCCGCGUGGAUCUCCGCGUACCGGGGGUCACUCCCCGCAUUCCUCCCCUCGGCGUCGUCCUCCGCGCCGCUCCCGUCCCCGAUCUCCUCCACCAAGGACGCGAUGCCGCUGCUCACCACCCUCCAGACGCAGCUCUUUGAGGCCGUCGCCGAGCUGCAGGAGACCCUCGACCUGAAGGACGCGCGCGCACGCCUGGCCCACGAGGCGCGUGCUAAGGACGCUGCACUCCUCGCCUUCGCGAAGAAGCUGCGCGAGGCCCACCACGUGCUCGACCGCCUCGUCGACGACUACGCCGACUACCGCCGCGACCCCAAGCGCCCUCGCGGCGCCGCAGCGGCUGACGACCCCGAGCCGGUGUCGGAGGGCGACUUCGGCGCGUCCCUCCACUCCAGGCUCAACCUGGACGACGUUCUGACCUACGCGCACCGCAUAAGUUACACUACUUUCGCUCCACCGGAGCAUGGUGCUGGCCUGCCUCUGCGCGGGGCUUUGCCACCUGCACCGCAGGAAAAUGAAAUGCGGAUGUCGCAGCUGUAUCAGUUUGCGGAUUUGGAUGUUGGGGUGCCCAAGAAGCCCUUGGAGGCGAAGGAGGGGAUCACGGCAGAGGUGGAGGCCGCGCCACUGUUUGAGCCUACACCUCCACUGGAGGAGCCCCCACAACCACUGAUGCUACCGAUCACUCUGCCACCUGGGUUGCUGAAGGAGAUGCCUAAGCCACCGCCUGGAUGGAAGCCUGGGGAUCCAAUCACGCUGCCGCUGGAUGGGAUACUACCUGGUAUCAGGGGUGAAGAGCCGCAAGCUACUGUGCUACAGCCGCUUAUCGCGGUUAAGCCAGUGGCACCAACGGGCCCAGAGCCGAUACAGGUCAAGCCUGUUCAGCUUGACUUUGAGAGUAGCAGCAGCGAUGAAUACAGUAGUGAUGUCGGGAGCUCAGAAGAAGAUGAUGAGGAUUAGUGCUUGGUAAGCUCCAACGUUUCAUCAUUCAUGUGUUUUCAUGCCAUUGUAGCCAUGCAAUAGCAAAACUACGUAACAAGAUCAUUAGCUAAUAUUGUUUGUGCCUGUCUGUUCUAGUUAUUUCGGCACUAGAUUUACUGCUGAAUACAUAUGGUUUAAAUCUGUUCUAGUUUAGUUGCCGGGUCACAAGUUCAUUUGUUCUCAUAAAUGUAACAUAAAUCCUCGUGGGGUUCAAUUGCCUUGGCUUUUGUAGUCAAGAUGACUGAAUGUUGUAUUAAUCUGAAUCUUGGCUUCUUUUAUGGCUGCUGAAUGUCACGAGUUUAGUGAUUGAUGGCU
Phragmites australis (common reed) is the source of this 1668-nucleotide messenger RNA. RefSeq names its product mediator of RNA polymerase II transcription subunit 4-like. Gene Ontology annotation, biological process: regulation of transcription by RNA polymerase II. Lineage: Eukaryota; Viridiplantae; Streptophyta; Magnoliopsida; Poales; Poaceae. The transcript has a single exon. The record is from RefSeq and is a predicted model, not a curated record. The coding region runs from base 115 to 1332 and encodes 405 amino acids. Gene Ontology annotation, cellular component: core mediator complex; mediator complex. Gene Ontology annotation, molecular function: transcription coregulator activity.